CUAGUUCUUUGUAACUUCCAAGAGUUGUACCGCAAGUGGAACUUCAACAGCAAAAGCUCUUCGCAACGAAUAUUGUGCUGUUUGGAUUUUAAAUUUAAUUUACUAGGUGCAAAUUAGCAAGAGCCUUUCAUAAUGGGGCGUCCGCGUAAUAUGAAAAAAAAGGGAGAAGCUGGAGAGGCAGCAAGAUUCAUCUCCAGGUCUCGAGCUGUGCGGAAGCUCCAGCUUGGGCUCCAAGCCUUCAAUAGAGUGUGCAUCAUCAAAGGCAUUUUCCCCAUAGAGCCCAAGAACAGAAUCAAAGCCCAAAAGGGCGAUUCAAAGUACAGACCUUUGUACCUCAAGAAGGACAUUAAAUUUCUCAUGCAUGAUCCUCUUAUUUGGACCAUCAGACAGGAAGAAGCCCUGAGGAAGAAGCUGGCAAAGGCGCGACACUUGCGAGACGGAUACAAGGAGCAGCUUGUGAAAAGAAACAAACCAAUUUAUCGCCUGGAACAAAAUGUUCUUGAGAGAUAUCCUACAUUUGUUGAUGCUGUCAAAGACCUGGGCGAUCCUCUGACAAUGAUCUUCCUUUUCUGUAACAUAGAAGUUCGUCCUCCUAUUUAUGAACAUCACGUGUCCCGUUGCCAGAGGCUCAAGAUAGAGUUCUUAACAUACGUUAUAGAGGCGUCUUGCCUCACAAAGGCAUUCAUCACAACUAAAGGAUAUUAUUAUGAGGUGGAAAUAAUGGGGCACAACAUCGUAUGGACCGCGCCACACAACUGCGUCACGGAGGUUCCUCCCAAUGCCGACAUGAAGAUCAUGCGUCACUUCCUGGAGUUCUACAUCGCCAUGUUAGGCUUUGUCAAUUUCCGCCUCCUGGGCAAAGUGGACUUGCGCUAUCCCCUGAAACCUAAAGUCAUGCCCCGGCUCAAAGGUGCUGAAAAGAAAGACUUGGAUAAUUUAAAGAACUUGAUGGCUUCACUGAACUACCCAUUGGAAAAGACCACUGAAGAAAGUGAAGAAAAUCUCGAUGACAACGAGACCACUUCCAAGCUCAUCAAGGGAAGCUCUGAAAAGACACAAAAGGUGUAUGCCGAGCGGAUGCAAGCCGAGGCUCGACGCAAGCUGUUCAGCGGCCUCAAGUUCUUCCUGAACCCCGAGUGCAACAGGGAGUCGCUUACGCUCGUGAUCCGGUCGUGCGGUGGUGAGGUGUCGUGGCCAAGCACCGUGUUUCCAUGCUCAACGUACAAGGAGGACGACCAAUGCAUCACUCACCAGAUCGUCGAUAGACCAAAUUUUGAUAAGAAAUAUCUUACGAGGUUCUACGUACAGCCUCAGUGGGUGUAUGACUGCCUGAACGCUGUCACGCUGAAGCCGUGCCAGCCCUACCUGCCGGGCUGCCCUCUGCCCCCGCACAUCUGUCCCUUCCUGAAGAACUUUGAAGGGUGGUACAUUCCUCCUGAAGAAGAAGAUUUGCGCAAGCUGCUCGCCGCUUCACCCGAGGAAAAAGAAGCGCUGCUCAAGGAGAUGGCCGCAGCCGAGCAGAAAAAACUUGCCAUGUUACGAGCUGUAAACGAGAAAAGUGAUGACGAGAGCGGCAGCGAAGAUGAUGACGACGAAGAUAAGUAUGACGAAGAUGAAAACGAUGAGUCUGAUGAAGAAAAAGACGAAGAGGUCGAGGAAGACGGCGACGAUGCAGUGAAUGAAGCCGACGCUUCCAUGGAGGUGGACGAUGGUGAGGGGAACAACAAAGAAGAGGAGAAGAAAGAUGAUGGAAAGGAAGAGGAGAUUAAGGACGUUGUGCGGCGGGGUAAAGAGAGAUUCUACAGCAAAAAGAAAGACGAGUCCAAAGAGGAGCGCACCGACACAAGGAUGCGCACGCUGAUGAUUCACAAGAAGAAUCGUAAGUUGUACCACAAACUCAAGACUAAGGAAACCAAGAGACUCCGUCGCAGCUCAAUGCUUAAGGAUCGCCGAGAGGCUCUUGAACUUCACAAGAUUGGUAAAAUAUCAGACGAGCAGUUGGAAGGUCCUCCUAAAACAAAGAUCAAGCAAACGUUCUCUGAACGUCGCGCUAAACUUUACCAAAGUCGCGUCCGUUCGGCCGUCAGGUUUGCCCGCUCUGCGGCCAACAAGAAUCGCUUCAGAGGCGAGAAAAAAAAACCUGCUAUCGCUGACACUCGAGAUGAAUAAACAUGUCAGUAAA
This is a messenger RNA of Hyalella azteca, 2182 nucleotides long. Its product is annotated as pescadillo homolog. Lineage: Eukaryota; Metazoa; Arthropoda; Malacostraca; Amphipoda; Hyalellidae. The coding region runs from base 133 to 2169 and encodes 678 amino acids. Gene Ontology annotation, biological process: maturation of LSU-rRNA from tricistronic rRNA transcript (SSU-rRNA, 5.8S rRNA, LSU-rRNA); ribosome biogenesis. Gene Ontology annotation, cellular component: nucleolus; PeBoW complex. The record is from RefSeq and is a predicted model, not a curated record. Gene Ontology annotation, molecular function: RNA binding. The transcript is spliced from 11 exons.